GUUGUCAUUUGAGAACAUAUUUAUAUAUCAUUAAUAUAGAAUUCUAUUAAUUUAAAAAAAUUAAAUGUUAUAAUAUAUUAUUGAAUAUAUUUUAAGAAAAAAGGAUUACAUAGAACAAUAUUUGUAGUAAUCCAUAUUUACUCAUUUAUACGUUUUUUAUCUUUAUUUUGUAUAAAAAGCUAAAAUGAGGAAAUGGUUUAGAAAUUAUAUACAUGUUAAGCAGCUUACCAAUCCUCAAUAUGGAGCAUACAUGAAAAACAGAUUAGUAUUAAUCUAUACAUUUGCUGCUUGGAAUUUAUUUGGAAUUGUAUUAACUAUGUGUUAUAAACAAAAUUUACCCACACCUCAUGAUAGUACUGAUUAUGCUAAAGUGUUGGGAAUUAAAGAUGCUACAGUCAUACAACUUUCUAAUUUUUCUAAAGUAAAUCAGUAUGAGAUAAAAUUGACUGAUAAAGAGCUAAACGAUUUCUCUAGUGUAAUUGGAACGGAAGAGGAGUUGAAAAAAUAUGAGCAGCAAAAUGAAGAGAGAAUAAAAGCAGCUAAAGAGAAAAAAACAAUGUGAUUACGAAUAGAUAAUUUAUUUUAAAUAAACUUUAAAUUUUUUACAAUAGAAACUUCAUUAGGUUAAAAGAUAUUUAUUAAUAUUUGAUAGAAAAAUAUGUCCUGUUCAAAAGAUUAUGUAAAAAAAUAGUUAAUCAGUG
Phymastichus coffea is the source of this 701-nucleotide messenger RNA. RefSeq lists its product as uncharacterized. The transcript is spliced from 3 exons. NCBI's taxonomy places the organism in Eukaryota, Metazoa, Arthropoda, Insecta, Hymenoptera, Eulophidae. The coding region runs from base 185 to 562 and encodes 125 amino acids. The record is from RefSeq and is a predicted model, not a curated record.